This is a messenger RNA of Sporothrix schenckii 1099-18, 756 nucleotides long. Its product is annotated as protein kinase domain protein. The transcript is spliced from 3 exons. Gene Ontology annotation, molecular function: protein kinase activity; ATP binding. The record is from RefSeq and is a predicted model, not a curated record. Gene Ontology annotation, biological process: protein phosphorylation. The coding region runs from base 1 to 756 and encodes 251 amino acids. NCBI's taxonomy places the organism in Eukaryota, Fungi, Ascomycota, Sordariomycetes, Ophiostomatales, Ophiostomataceae.
AUGGCAGAAGAGCAUCGCACGAGCGUGCUGGACGUGUACCGCCACUUGGCGGGGCACGGGAGAAACCACCCCGGCAAGCAGCACAUUUGCGAGCUUCGGGAUGCGUUCGAGCUGCAAGAGCCGGAUGAAACGCACCAGGUGCUUGUCCUGACGGCUGCCGGCAUGACCCUGGGCGAGUUCCGUUACCGGCCCGGCAACGUGCUGUCGCCUCUUAUGGCACGGCUGGCCGUCGAGCAGGUCCUUUUGGCCAUCAACUACCUGCAUUCGGCCGACGUCAUCUAUACAGAUCUCCAUGCUGACAACUUGCUGAUCGGCGUCAUGGACCAGGCUGUGUUUGACAAAAUUGCCAGCCUCGAAGCAAGGACGUCGUCGCGGAGGAAGUAUGUCGAUGGCACCGUGAUCCACGCAAGUCUCGGUGUCGUAGACAGUAUCGGCCCUCUGGCGCUCUGCGACAUGGGGCAAGCGCGCAUUGGUCCUCGACACGGGGGAAUCGCCAUGCCGGCACCCUUUCGGGCCCCCGAGGUGAUUCUCGGCAUGCCGUGGGACAACAAGAUCGAUAUGUGGAACGUGGGGGUACUGGCGUGGAAUCUGGUGGAAGACGACAUUCUAUUUCAGCUAGAGGCCGAUGAAUCGCGGGAGCAGAGCAAUGCCCGCCACCUUGCCAACAUGGUUGCUCUCCUGGGGCCACCACCCAUCGAGUUUCUGAAUCGAAAGGCGUCCGAAACAUCCAAGUACUGGGACGAUCAAGGUGUGUGA